Alligator sinensis (Chinese alligator) is the source of this 1743-nucleotide messenger RNA. It is a transcript of the gene SLC6A9, whose product is annotated as solute carrier family 6 member 9. The transcript has 13 exons. Gene Ontology annotation, biological process: sodium ion transmembrane transport; glycine import across plasma membrane; synaptic transmission, glycinergic. The coding region runs from base 163 to 1743 and encodes 526 amino acids. NCBI's taxonomy places the organism in Eukaryota, Metazoa, Chordata, Crocodylia, Alligatoridae. The record is from RefSeq and is a predicted model, not a curated record. Gene Ontology annotation, cellular component: membrane. Gene Ontology annotation, molecular function: glycine:sodium symporter activity.
GGCGCGGUGCCCGGGGAGGAGGCCAAGCGGGACGAGAACGUCAGGCGCGGGAACUGGGGCAACCAGAUCGAGUUCGUGCUGACCAGCGUGGGCUACGCCGUGGGGCUCGGCAAUGUCUGGCGCUUCCCCUACCUCUGCUACCGCAACGGCGGGGGUGCCUUCAUGUUCCCCUACUUCAUCAUGCUGGUGUUCUGCGGCAUCCCGCUCUUCUUCAUGGAGCUCUCCUUUGGGCAGUUCGCCAGCCAGGGCUGCCUCGGCGUCUGGAAGGUCUGCCCCAUCUUCAAAGGCGUGGGCUGCGGGAUGAUGGUUGUCUCCACCUACAUCGGCAUCUACUACAACGUGGUGAUCUGCGUCGCCUUCUACUACUUCUUCGCCUCCAUGACGCGGGUGCUGCCCUGGACCUACUGCGGCAACGCCUGGAACACGGGCGACUGCGCCGGUGUCCUGGACGCUGCCAGCAACCGCUCGGGCCCCCUGCCCACCCACAACUUCACCCGCCUGCUCAACCACACGCUCAAGCGCACCAGCCCCAGCGAGGAGUACUGGAGGCGGUACGUGCUGCAGCUGUCGGACGACAUCGGGCAGUUGGGCGAGGUGCGGCUGCCGCUGCUGGGCUGCCUCGGCGUCUCCUGGGUUGUUGUCUUCCUCUGCCUCAUCAAGGGCGUCAAGUCAUCCGGAAAAGUGGUGUACUUCACAGCCACCUUCCCCUACGUGGUGCUCACCAUCCUCUUCGUGCGUGGCAUCACGCUGGAUGGCGCUGUCAGCGGCAUCACCUACUACCUGAUGCCCCAGUGGGACAAGAUCCUGGAUGCCAAGGUGUGGGGCGACGCCGCCUCCCAGAUCUUCUACUCGCUGGGCUGCGCCUGGGGCGGGCUCAUCACCAUGGCCUCCUACAACAAGUUCCACAACAACAGCUCCAGGGACAGCAUCAUCAUCAGCAUCACCAACUGCGCCACCAGCGUCUACGCCGGCUUCGUCAUCUUCUCCAUCCUGGGCUUCAUGGCGCAUCACCUGGGCGUGGAUGUGUCGCGCGUGGCUGACCACGGCCCUGGUCUGGCUUUCGUGGCCUACCCCGAGGCUCUGACCCUGCUGCCCAUCUCGCCCCUUUGGUCCAUCCUCUUCUUCUUCAUGCUCAUCCUGUUGGGGCUGGGCACACAGUUCUGCCUGCUGGAGACACUGGUCACGGCCAUCGUGGAUGAGAUCGGCAACGAGUGGAUCCUGCGGCGCAAAACCCUGGUGACGCUGGGCAUAGCGGUAGUUGGCUUCCUGCUGGGCAUCCCGCUCACCACCCAGGCUGGGAUUUACUGGCUGCUGCUGAUGGACAACUACGCCGCCAGCUUCUCCCUGGUCGUCAUCUCCUGCAUCAUGUGUGUCGCCAUCAUGUACGUCUACGGGCACCGUAACUACUUCAAGGACAUCGAGAUGAUGCUGGGCUUCCCGCCCCCACUCUUCUUCCAGAUCUGCUGGCGCUUCUUCUCCCCGGCCAUCAUCUUCUUCAUCCUGGUGUUCACGGUGAUCCAGUACCGGCCCAUCGCCUACAACGACUACGUCUACCCGGGCUGGGCCGUGGCCGUCGGCUUCCUCAUGGCGCUGUCCUCCGUGCUCUGCAUCCCUGCCUACGCCCUGUAUCGCAUCUGCCGUGCCGACGGCAGCACCCUGUUGCAGCGCGUGAAGAACGCCACGCGGUGCUUGGAAACCGAUUCCUUGAGGGUCUGCUCCGUCCAGGAACGGAGGUUUGGCUGA